Molecule: messenger RNA, 747 nt
Organism: Dovyalis caffra
Lineage: Eukaryota; Viridiplantae; Streptophyta; Magnoliopsida; Malpighiales; Salicaceae
Source: the annotation of a GenBank genome assembly
AUGGGCAUGAGCAAUGGAGGCGUUGCAAAUGACAAGCCCUUUAAGAUAUUUGUGGGUUAUGAUCCACGAGAAGAUGUUGCCUAUGAGGUUUGUCGCCAUUCUAUUUUGAAGCGAUCCUCGAUCCCUGUUGAGAUCAACCCAAUUGUGCAGUCAGAACUUAGAUCCAAUGGCCUGUUUUGGCGCGAGAGAGGCCAGCUUGAGAGCACAGAGUUCUCUUUUACUCGUUUCUUGACACCCCAUUUGGCUAACUAUGAUGGUUGGGCAAUGUUCGUUGAUUGCGACUUCCUCUACUUAGCUGACAUUAAGGAAUUGAGAGAUUUGAUUGAUGACAAGUAUGCGAUCAUGUGUGUGCAACAUGAUUAUACGCCUAAAGAGGCCACGAAAAUGGAUGGGGCAGUGCAAACUGUGUAUCCGAGGAAGAAUUGGUCUUCCAUGGUUUUGUACAAUUGUGGGCAUCCGAAGAACAAGGUUCUGACACCUGAGGUUGUGAACACCCAUAAUGGUGCUUUCCUUCAUAGGUUUCAGUGGCUUGAGGACGAAGAAAUCGGUUCGAUCCCAUUUGUAUGGAAUUUUCUUGAGGGGCAUAACAACGUUGUGGAGGGUGACCCAACAACAUUCCCUAAAGCAAUACAUUAUACUCGUGGAGGGCCAUGGUUUGAGGCAUGGAAGAAUUGCGAGUUUGCAGAAUUGUGGUUGAAAGAGAAGCAAGAACUCAUGAAGGGAAGCAAAGAAAUAAUUCCAAAGUAG